CGUUCUCUCUUUUUGAGUCUUUACAAGGGAACUACUCGCAUAUGGUUAUAUAGAUCUAACCAAAGCCACAGCUGAUAUCACACACACUGAAGCUUUGUAAGUUUCCAAUGGCUUCCAUAACCUCUGAAAUAGCUUCUUCUUCUUCAUUGCCCAAAUGGGAGUAUGAUGUUUUCCUCAGUUUCAGAGGUGAGGACACCCGUAAUAACUUCACAGACCAUUUAUAUGCUGCCUUGGAUCAAAAAGGAAUUAAGACCUUUAGAGACAAUGAAAGACUUGAGAGAGGACAACCCAUUUCCACGGAGCUCUUGAAUGCUAUAGAAAAGUCGAAGUUCGCAAUCAUUGUUCUAUCAAGAAACUAUGCGUCCUCGUCUUGGUGCUUAGAUGAACUUGUAAAGAUGGUUGAGUGCAAGGAAGAGACUAGGCUAACAGUUUUGCCUGUUUUUUAUGGUGUGGAUCCCUCUGAUGUACGAAAACAAACGGGCAGUUUUGCAGAGGCCUUUGCUAAACAUGAAGAUCUUAUCAAGAACGAAGAGAAGUUGCGAUCAUGGAGAGCUGCUUUGAGUCAAGUUGCCAAUCUCUCUGGAUGGGAUGCACGAAAUAAGCAAGAGUCAACAAUUAUCAAAGAGAUCAUCAGAGAAAUACUUGGUGACUUGAAUUCUUCCUACUCAUAUGUACACAAGGAUCUAGUUGGAAUAAAAUCUCGUGUUGAGGAAAUGGAGGAUUUAUGUUCAAGUAUGGGGUUGAAUGAUGUUCGCUUCAUAGGGAUUUGGGGAAUGGGUGGAGUUGGUAAAACAACUCUAGCACAAGUCCUUUAUGACAAAAUUCAUUCUCAUUUUGAUGGCGGCAGCUUUCUUGCAAAUGUUAGAGAAAAAAGUGGAAACGGGGGAUUAGUUACUUUACAAAAACAACUUCUUUCUGAUGUCUUGUUUGAAAGCAAUAUUGAUAUUUUGGAUGCUCAGCAGGGAAUCAAUGUGAUAAUGAAUAGAUUAUGUUGUAAAAGGGUUCUUGUAAUUAUUGAUGAUGUGGAUCAACUUAUACAGUUAGAAGCAUUAGUAGGCAAGCGGAGUUGGUUUAGUCAAGGGAGUGUGAUCAUUAUGACAACUAGAGAUCAACAUCUAUUACUCAGACAUGAAGUUGCUGAAGAGGAAAUAUACGAGGCUACAUUAUUAAAUGAUGAUGAAGCUCUAAAACUUUUUAGUCUAAAAGCUUUCAAGCAAGACUAUCCUUCAGAAGGUUAUGAGUUGCCAUCUCAAAAGGUUAUACAUUAUGCUCAAGGCCUUCCUUUAGCUCUCGAAAUUUUAGGUUCCUUCCUGUUUCAUAGAAAUCUAGAUGCAUGGGAAAGUCUCUUAGGUAGACUACGAGAAUGUCCUGAAAGUAAAAUUUUAGAUGUGCUCCAAAUAAGUUUUGAUGGUCUAAGGAGAACAGAGAAAAAAAUAUUUUUAGAUAUUGCUUGUUUCUUCAAAGGAAUGACUAAAGAUCGUGUAGCAAACAUACUACGAAUUCCCCAUUAUAAGCCAAACAUUGAUAUAGAUGUUCUCGUGGAAAAAUCUCUUAUAACCAUCUCUAAUGGAAAAUUGUGGAUGCAUGAUUUGCUACAAGAAUUGGGUAAGGAAAUUGUUCGUUGUGAAUCUCUUGACGAGCCUGGUGGACGCAGUAGGUUGUGGUUGAAAGAGGAUAUCCUUCAUGUACUAAUAGAUAAUGCAGGAACAGAAAAGGUUGAAGGCAUCUCAAAGAUGAGAAAUCUAAGAUUGCUUAAAGAGGAUAAUGUUAAAGUCAAUUUUGAAGCCUUCUCAAAGAUGAGAAACCUAAGAUUGCUUAAUAUUGAUAAUGUGCACCUUCCUCAAGGCCUCAGUUUUCUUUCAAGUGAGUUACGUCUUAUGAAUUGGCUUGGAUAUCCUUUAAAAUUCAUGCCAAGAAAUUUCCAUCCCAACAAACUUGUUGAACUCAUAAUGCCUCAUAGCCACAUCAAACAACUAUGGGAGGGAGUUUGGAGUUUAGAGUGGCUAAGAAUCAUUGAUCUCAGUGAUUCUAGAGAGUUGAUCAUGACCCUGGAUUUUGCUAGAGUCCCAAAUCUUGAGAAGCUAAUUCUCAAAGGUUGCACAAAAUUAUCUAAGAUUCACGCAUCCCUUGGAGAUCUCAAACAUCUUAUUUUAUUGGAUUUGAAUGGCUGCACAUGUCUUAAAAGACUUCCAAGCAAGAUUAACUUGGAAUCUCUUGAAAUUUUUGUUCUUUCAAGUUGUUCAAAGCUGAAGAAGUUUCCCGAAAUUGUGGGGAAUAUGUCAUGUUUGCUAGAACUUUAUUUGGAUGGAACUGCUAUAGAAGAUCUACCAUUAUCAAUGGAGCAGUUAACUGGGCUUAUCAAAUUGGAUCUAACAAAUUGCAAAAAUCUUUCAAGUCUUCCUGGGGCCACUUGUAGUUUGACAUCUCUAAAAACUCUCACUCUAUCUGGUUGCUUAAAACUUGACAAUAUGCCAAUGAAUUUGGGGAAUCUAGAAAGCUUAGAGGAACUAGAUGUGAGUGGAACUGCUAUAAGAGAACCACCUUCCUCCAUCUUUUGCUUAAAAAAUCUCAAAAUACUAUCUUUCCAAGGAUGUAAUGGGCUGUCAUCUAAAUCAUGGUCAUGGAAGAAGCCGCUUAAUUUUCUAUUAAUGACAAAAACUCCAGAUCUCAUGGGCUUGGUAUUGCCUUCUGUUUCAGGUUUGUGUUCAUUAACUAGAUUGAAUAUAAGGAACUGCAAUCUUCAAGCAAUCCCUAGUGAUAUCGGUUGUUUGUCCUUAUUACAAGAAUUAGAUCUAAGUGGAAAUAAUUUUGUUUUCAUUCCUGAAAGCAUUAAUCAACUAUUUAAGUUGAAAAGAUUUUGGGUGGAGAAUUGCAAGAGUCUUCAAUUGUUGCCGGAGCUUCGAUUGAGUCCCUGCAUUGACGUUUGGGCAAAUGGAUGUACCUCAUUGGAAUCUUUACUACCAUUUAAAAUGAAAGAUAAUUCACAAAUUUUUUUCUAUCUUCUCAAUUGUUUCCAAUUGGUUGACAAUCAAGGCCGCUGUGACUUGUUCACUACAAUGCUAAGAGAAUAUUUUCAGGAAUCAACUAUAAAAGAAAGAUUUGAUGUUGUUAUUCCUGGAAGUGAAGUUCCGAACUGGUUUAGGCAUCAAAGUGUGGGGGCUUCAAUAAAUCCGGAAGUGCCUUCAUAUUCAUUUAAACAAUUUAGAGGAAUUGCUCUCUGUGUUGUUUUUGGACCCCACCAGCAUCGUCCACCCAACAAUCUUGCUUAUCCACUUUACCUUUCGUGUCACUUUAAAGCCAAUGGAAAAGGCUUCAGGGAUUGUCCACUCCUAAGAUCUUCAGAAGAGUUUGAUACGGUUGAAUCGGAUCAUCGUUGGUUCAUGUAUUUGCUCCCUAAUUUUUUUAUCAAUUUAAACUCAAAAGAAUUUCUUCAAAUUGCUGAUGGAUCCAGCUGUCAACUUGAGAUUGAAUUCAGAUCUUGGAAUCGGAGUAUAGAGAUAAAGAAAUGUGGGGCCCAUAUGGUAUACGAGGAAGAAAUGGAAGAUCUGAAACAAAGCAUGGGUCAGAGUGAGUGCAGCAGCAACAUCAUUCCUUAUAAUGAGGGUGUAGAUGUUGAUCAUUUUGAAGAGGAUAUCAAAAUUAAGCGAAGUCAUGAUGAUGAGAAUGGAGCUAGUGGAGAAGGUAGCUCUAGUCACAUACCACACCCUAAGACUAAGAGAGUACGACCCUCUGAUGGUGAGUGAGGACUCUCACUCAGAAAUCAAAUGGUGGCUUUCAGGAAUCUGGACCCUCUUUAUUUGAACUCUUUGCUGUUCAUAUGUGAGACUAGUAAAGAAGGACAAUCAUACCUUUUGGAAUUGGAUGAGCAUCAAG
Quercus robur (English oak) is the source of this 3873-nucleotide messenger RNA. RefSeq names its product TMV resistance protein N-like. The transcript is spliced from 6 exons. Gene Ontology annotation, biological process: signal transduction; defense response. The record is from RefSeq and is a predicted model, not a curated record. The coding region runs from base 108 to 3743 and encodes 1211 amino acids. Gene Ontology annotation, molecular function: ADP binding; ATP hydrolysis activity. Lineage: Eukaryota; Viridiplantae; Streptophyta; Magnoliopsida; Fagales; Fagaceae.